UCAUAGAUAAGCAUCAACAAUUCAACCUUCAACAACACUUUACUCUUUUCUCUUUCUUUCUCCAUCAUUUCUUUAUCCUUAUCUUGUUCUCCACCACACCAACCACACCAAUGGAAACACUCUCUGCAACAAGAACAACCUCCUCCUCUCUGAAUCCCAACGCUCCGAUGUUCGUUCCACUGGCCUAUCGCACGGUGGAAGAUUUCUCCAACGACUGGUGGGUCCUAGUUCAAUCCUCCCCUUGGUUCCGCGAUUACUGGCUCCGCGAACGCUUCCAAGAUCCACAGAACCAAAACGAUGUGUUUUCGGAUUUUGAUAUCGAUAUGGAUGAAGACGAUCUUUUCCAUGUUCAUCAAAUCGAACACCAACACGAAGAUGGGAAGGAGUUGGUUUCUUUGGGAUCGUUGAAAUGGAGAGGCAAUGGUGGGUGGGCUGAAGCUCCGAAGUAUGCGGAGAAGGCUCCGAAGAAUUUUAAGCCCAGAGUGAGCCCACGGGCUAUUCAUCAGCCCAGGUAGAUUUGUGGCAAGUGGAAAGGAUGCUUGUGUUGUAAAUAAAAAACAAGAGUCUAGAGUCGCUUGAGGCUAUGAAAAUAAGUAGAUGUAUGAUUUCAGAGUUUUCUUGUAAUGUAAUUUCUCGUUUUCAUUUUGUUUGUUGGCUAAUUCAGUUGUUGUAGUUUCAGUGUAUUACAAAUUCAAAAAAUAGAAUAAACAAUUUCUUUCUUA
Vicia villosa (hairy vetch) is the source of this 722-nucleotide messenger RNA. Its product is annotated as protein EARLY RESPONSIVE TO DEHYDRATION 15-like. Bases 111 to 515 code for a protein of 134 amino acids. The record is from RefSeq and is a predicted model, not a curated record. Lineage: Eukaryota; Viridiplantae; Streptophyta; Magnoliopsida; Fabales; Fabaceae. The transcript is spliced from 2 exons.